Messenger RNA from Helicoverpa zea (corn earworm), 1792 nucleotides. RefSeq names its product L-lactate dehydrogenase-like (gene Ldh). Gene Ontology annotation, biological process: carboxylic acid metabolic process. Bases 113 to 1159 code for a protein of 348 amino acids. Lineage: Eukaryota; Metazoa; Arthropoda; Insecta; Lepidoptera; Noctuidae. The transcript is spliced from 7 exons. The record is from RefSeq and is a predicted model, not a curated record. Gene Ontology annotation, cellular component: cytoplasm. Gene Ontology annotation, molecular function: L-lactate dehydrogenase (NAD+) activity.
UCAUUCAGUCUAUCGUUGACGGCUGAGAAGUGAACGUUGAAUUUUGUAUUCCAUUUUUAUCUACGCUUAACGAUAACUUUGUGUUUGGAUAAAUAUAAAUAUUUUGAAAAAGAUGGCUGAAAAUAAUUCGAACAAUCACAGCAAUGGCGCGAGUGAUGGUCAGAUGGCGACGAUCAGGAAGCUGCUGCAGGCGCGCCAGGACAAGGAGGCGGAGCUGGGCAACAAGGUGACGGUGGUGGGCGCCGGCCAGGUCGGCAUGGCCACCAUCUUCUCCUUGCUCACGCAGGGCGUUACUAACAACAUCGCGCUGGUGGACACCAACGAGGACAAGCUCAAGGGCGAGAUGAUGGACCUGCAGCACGGAUCCGCCUUCCUCUACAACGCCAACAUCCAGGCCGGCGCAGAUUACGAGAUAACUGCGAACUCUCAGAUUUGCGUCAUAGCGGCCGGUGUGAGGCAGAAGGAGGGCGAGGAUCGCCGCAACCUGGUGCAGAGGAAUGUUCAAGUGCUUAAGGGUAUUGUACCUAAGCUUCUGCAAUAUAGUCCGAACGCGAUCCUGCUGAUCGCCAGCAACCCUGUGGACGUGCUGACGUACGUGUCGUGGCGCAUCAGCGGCCUGCCCCGUCACCGCGUGCUGGGCUCCGGCACCAACCUAGACUCGGCGCGGUUCCGCUACCUGCUCUCACAGAAGCUGGGCAUCGCGCCAACCUCCUGCCAUGCCUACAUCAUAGGAGAACACGGCGACAGCAGCGUGCCGGUGUGGUCGAGCGUGAACAUCGCGGGCGUGAGGCUGCGGGACCUCAACCAGAACUUCGGUCUGGAGACGGACGAGGAGAACUGGCAGGAGACUCACACGCAGGUGGUGCAGAGCGCGUACGAGGUCAUCAAGCUGAAGGGGUACACCUCGUGGGCCAUCGGCCUGUCGCUCACGCAGCUCAUCAAGGCCAUCCUCACCAACGCCACCAGCGUGCAUGCCGUCACUACUUGUGUGCAGGGCGAGCACGGCAUAACGGACGAGGUGUUCCUGUCGCUGCCGUGCGUGCUGGGCCGCAACGGCGUGCUGGACGUCAUCCGGCAGCCGCUGUCCGACACGGAGCGCAAGCAGAUGUACCAGUCCGCCAGCGUCAUGGCCGACCUCCAGGCUAAGAUCGUCUUCUAAACACGCCUCGCCCAGCGAAGAUAAUCCUGUUGCGCUCCUAUCAGGAUAUACUGCAUUUAUCUCGCAAAUUUUGACUGAAUUGGACGAAACGUGUUUUGUCUAUCAUUAUGAAUUUUCUACUUAUAAACGUGUUGACGUCUGUGUAGUGUUAGUUUAAAUUAAAUUUAUUUACAUGAGUACUUUAUACGGUAUUAAAAUAACAUUUUGUAUUGUUAGACAAUUAUCCCCAUCUUUCAGCUGUAAGCUGUUUGUAUUUAGCUGUGACUGUACAAGCCAACGAUCUUUACAUAGAAGUAGGUACAUCUACUAAAAUAAGAUAAUUUCACUAAUAAUUUAAAUAAAUAGCUGUACUUACUUUCAGUAUUAAUAAUUACCAACUUCUGGAAGUAGUUAUAAGUUUCCUCGUAAGUGAUAGUAAAUACCACAAACAGUAAUUUCAUUGUUAAUAUUUUUGUAACUAAAUAUUUAGGAAGAAAAUUGAGUAUUUGGCUUUAAAUCAACAUGAAUUGAUGAAAAUAGCAAACAUGUUGACCAUGUUUUUGUGAUUAUAUAAACUCAUAUAUAUACAGAGUGUGUCGUUCAUAAUUACAUUAAAUCCUAUCACAUACACUUUAUGAUAUUCUAUGGCGAAUU